This is a messenger RNA of Cherax quadricarinatus, 10324 nucleotides long. The record is from RefSeq and is a predicted model, not a curated record. Lineage: Eukaryota; Metazoa; Arthropoda; Malacostraca; Decapoda; Parastacidae.
AUGAAGGCUAUCAUCAAGAGAAACAUUCAACAAAUAAUAGCAUCCAUAACUAAUAAAUUUGUAAUUAUAUAUUUUUUUGGACAAUGCUUUCAGUUAAUUGGUAGUGGGUUGGACCUUGUAGAAGGUUUGGCUUAUGACUGGAUCACUGGUAAUAUAUAUUGGGUAGACUCUCGCCUUAAUGCUUUGGAAGUCUCACGGAGAGAUGGCACAUUCCGCAUCAUUCUGCUCAACAAAAAUAUCUCUCAACCAAGAGGACUUUCCAUUGAUCCAUUGGAAGGUUCUCGCUGGCUAUUUUGGACUGACUGGGGAGAAAAUCCUCGAAUUGAACGAGUAAGCCUUGAUGGCCAGAAACGAUCUGUUAUAAUCAACUCCAAGAUAUUUUGGCCCAAUGGACUUACUGUAGACAUUCCAAAUAGACGCAUCUACUUUGCUGAUUCAAAACUAGACUAUAUAGAUUUCUGCAAUUAUGAUGGAACUGGGAGACAGCAAGUGCUGUCUCAGAGCCAUUACCUGCUGCAUCCACACUCUCUAUCUAUUUUUGAAGACAAUGUUUACUGGACUGACCGUCAGCUCAACAGAGUUUUGUCAGCACACAAGUUCAGUGGCAAGAAUGAGACUGUUGUGUCACAUCUGGUAUCACAGCCACUGAGCAUACAUGUACACCAUCCCAUUUUACAGCCUUCUGAGGAAAAUCCAUGUGUUUCCAACCCUUGUGCACACAUUUGUCUCCUUAAGCAGCCUACUGGUUAUACAUGCUUGUGCCGUCCUGGUUACAGACUUCAUGGCAGUAAAUGUAAUGUAGAGGAAACCCCCUAUCUAAUGGUAAUGAAGGGAAGCCAGAUAGUGGAUGUUGCACUUACACCUGGGGAGAAAGGUGCUGCAGGAUUCCUCACACCCAUUGUGGGAGUGGAAAAUGGACUCCAACUAGAUUAUGACCGUAACAAUGAACGAAUUUUCUGGCUUGAAGCCAUUGCAAAGGAUAGUGAAAAUGGUACAAUCUAUACAAUGAAUAUUGGAGGUGGUAAUAGAUCAACUUACUUGGAUUUGGGAAUUGUUGGAUCUCCUUACACUAUGGCCUGGGAUUGGGUUGGUCAAAAUAUGUUUAUUGGAAACCGUGUUGCCAACAACCUUGAGGUCCUGAAACUGGAUGGCAAGAACAAAUACCAGAGUGUGAUCCUAGACAACACUGGUAACGCCACUGGUGUAGGCAGACCCAAAUCUAUGUGUCUUGAUCCUGUGGAUGGGUUCUUAUAUUGGCUGGAUGAUGGUGGUGUUGGUGUUCCUGCUAAGGUUGGUAAAGUUGGAAUGGAUGGUAGCAAUCCUGUCAUCUUAUACAACUUUACAAAUCUUCAACCAGAAGUUAUCACAAUUGACAUUGAAACAAAGACUUUAUAUUGGUCAACGAGUAAUCAGGCACAGAUAAUGACAAGUGAUGUAUAUGGAAGCAAUGUAAAGACAAUUCUUACAGAAACUAACAAUAUAGCUCGCCCUAAAGCUCUGGCUGUUUAUGAGAGCAGCUUGUACUAUCUGGACUCCUUGUAUGAAAAAGUAGAACGUGUGGAUUUGCCAGAUGGAGGAAAUCCACAGGUAUUGCUGGAGAAUGAACCUGAGCUUAAGUCUUUGAAGGUGUUCCAGAAGAGGCCAGUUGUAAACUCCAAUCCAUGUAUGGUGGGUAAUGGUGGAUGUGAACAUAUAUGCAUCCCUAAGAACAGCAAACAACGAACCUGUAGGUGCACAACUGGUUACAGAGCUGAUGGUGAGAAAGCCUGCAAACCCUAUGAUAAAUUUGCAAUUGUAUCCCAGUUGGAAAUUGUACGGGGCUACAGUUUAGAUGGGGCAGGAGAAUCCAUGUCUCCUAUUGCUGGUCCAGGUCACAAUGUUCUUCACAUAGAUUAUCACUAUUCCAAAAACUACAUUUAUUGGAUUGAGUUCAAUCAAGGAGGUUCCAAUGGCAUUUACCGAUCAAGACCCAAUGGUUCUGAUUACGAAGGUGUUGUCACAGAUGGUAUUGGCGCUAACGGAAUCCGUGGCAUAGCUAUUGAUUGGAUUGCCAACAACAUGUAUUUCACUAAUGUGUUCCCUCAUGAAACUUAUGUUGAAGUGUCUUGGCUGGAUGGAACCAACAGGAUGGUUUUGAAGAGUUUAACAAAGGACUCACCUAGAGAACUGGCAGUUAAUCCAAUUAAGAGGUACUUGUACUGGCUUGAUUAUGGUCAGUUCCCCAUGAUAGGCAGAUCAUUCCUUGAUGGUACAAACUGGAAACCAAUUGUGACUCAAGGGAUUAGUAAUCCACGUGACCUCACCAUUGAUAUGUUUUCCCAUGAUGUCUACUGGGUUGAUGCUAACCUAGAUGCCAUCAACAAAGUCAGUUUUAGUGGUGGAAACCGGCAGUUUAUUCGUCGUUAUUUACCAAAUCCUAUGGGUCUUGCUCUUCACAAUAACUAUGUCUACUGGAUUGACCGUAACCUUGGUACUAUCUUCCGAGCAUCCAAAUACCCUGGCAACACAACACAGUCAGAACGAUUCAAGACUAAUAUGAAUAAUCUUAGAGAUAUUGCCAUUUUCGAUGUCAGCAAUCAGCCAUCAAAGGCUGAUACACCUUGUACAAGAUUAGGAAAUGGAGGCUGUGCUCAACUCUGUUUCUCUUUACCCGCUGACCAACCAGUUGAUGCUAGAUACCGGUGUUCCUGUGCUACUGGUGUGUUGGCUGAGGACAAACGAAGUUGUGAAGAUUCCAAGGAGUUCCUUAUCUUUGCUACUAGAGCAGAAAUCCGCAGUCUGUCUCUGACCCCCAAACACAGUGUUGUGCCAUUUGAAACAGUUAAGGGAUUGACCAAUGUUGUUGGCAUUGAUUUUGAUUACAAGGGCAAGCAAAUUGUGUUCACUCAGAUUAGACCAGACACAAAAAUUGCUAAGAUUCCCAGUUCAUCGCCAUCUGUAGAUGAUGUCACAACUAUCUUGGCUGUUGGUAUUAAUCCUGAAGGUGUAGCCUAUGACUGGACAUCCAAAAAGAUUUAUUGGACUGAUUCUGGUAAUAACAGUAUUUAUGCCAUGAAUGCAGAUGGUUCACACAUUGUUAUGAUCAUUCAAGUAGACCGACCUCGUGCACUUGUUUUGGAUCCCUGUAGAGGGCACAUGUAUUUUACUGACUGGGGAAGGUUUGGCACUUCAGGCAAGAUCUAUCGUUCCACAAUGGCAGGGUCCUUUAAAAAGGUAAUCAUUGGAGAUGAUCUCUCUCAGCCCAGUGGCUUGCUAUUGACUAUAAAGAGAGAUGCUCUACUGGACAGAUGCUCACCAGGGAAAAAGUGUGAACCUGGACAAUUCCAGUGUAAAAAUGGAGAGUGCAUAGAAAUGAAGCUGGUGUGCAACAAAGUUAGUGAAUGCUCUGAUGAUUCUGAUGAGCCACUUCACUGCAAUGUUGAUGAAUGUGCCAAGGUGGAACUGCAUCAAUGUGGACAUAAAUGUAUUAAUACCAUCAUAGGAUUUGAAUGUGCUUGUAACACAGGAUACAAGUUAAUGCCAGAUGGCAAAGCAUGUGAGGAUGUGAAUGAAUGCACAGAGGUCCCUGGUGUAUGUUCACAAAAACAUAGUAAACAGCUAGAUGUAGCAGAACUUAAUGGCACUAAUCGCAAAACUUUGAAAGCCAGUGGAAUUAAUGAUCCAAGAGCAGUAGCAAUUCAUCCUGGUAUUGGCUAUGUAUACUUCACUGACUGGCAUCUUCAAACCUACAUAGGUCGUAUUGGAAUGGAUGGGUCAAACUUUUCUCGUAUUCUUAGCUUUGAUGAUAAGGUGGCAGGCAAGAUCUAUCGUUCCACAAUGGCAGGGUCCUUUAAAAAGGUAAUCAUUGGAGAUGAUCUCUCUCAGCCCAGUGGCUUGGCUAUUGACUAUAAAGAGGAGAUGCUCUACUGGACAGAUGCUGUCAAAGAGAAAAUUGAAAGAUCUUUCCUCAAUGGAACAAAGAGAGAGGGGUGCGAAAAAAACGAAUUUACUUGCAAUGCUAAUAAACAAUGGGGACGUGCAAUGUGUAUUCCCAAGAAAUGGGUGUGUGAUGGUGACCCAGACUGUGUUGAUGGUGCUGAUGAAAAUUCUACAAUGUUGUAUUGUCCUCCACCAGAAGAUUGUGGAGAUAAUGAAUUCAGGUGUAACAACAGGCGUUGCAUCAGUAAGGACUGGGAGUGUGACUUCGACAAUGACUGUGGUGAUGGUUCUGAUGAAGGGCUCGCAUGCAAUAAUAAAUAUCGUGAGUGCACUGUUGAUGAAUUCAACUGUACUAAUGCCAAGUGUGUUCGGAAGACCUAUCAUUGUGAUGGAGAAGAUGAUUGUGGUGAUAACUCUGAUGAAGUUGGAUGUGCACCAGGGAAAAAGUGUGAACCUGGACAAUUCCAGUGUAAAAAUGGAGAGUGCAUAGAAAUGAAGCUGGUGUGCAACAAAGUUAGUGAAUGCUCUGAUGAUUCUGAUGAGCCACUUCACUGCAAUGUUGAUGAAUGUGCCAAGGUGGAACUGCAUCAAUGUGGACAUAAAUGUAUUAAUACCAUCAUAGGAUUUGAAUGUGCUUGUAACACAGGAUACAAGUUAAUGCCAGAUGGCAAAGCAUGUGAGGAUGUGAAUGAAUGCACAGAGGUCCCUGGUGUAUGUUCACAAAAGUGCUUCAACACUCCAGGCUCUUACAACUGCAAGUGUGAAGAAACAUACUAUGAACGAGAACCAGAUGGUAAAACAUGCAAACGUCUAGAUAAGACAGUUCCUUGGUUGUUCUUCACUAAUAAAUACUAUGUGAGAAGGCUGACUACUGAUGGCUCACAGUAUUUGCUAAUGCAUCAAGAUCUUAGAAAUGUUGUUGCUCUAGAUUUUGACAACAAAGAAGAGAUGUUGUACUUCGCAGAUGUUACUGCAAAGACUAUAUACAGAGGUAAUAUUAAUGGUACCGAGAAAGAAGAAAUUAUUAAGCAUGAUAGUCAUGGCCUUGAAGGCCUAGCAGUAGAUUGGAUUGGUCGAAAAAUUUAUUGGUUGGACAGACAUAGUAAACAGCUAGAUGUAGCAGAACUUAAUGGCACUAAUCGCAAAACUUUGAAAGCCAGUGGAAUUAAUGAUCCAAGAGCAGUAGCAAUUCAUCCUGGUAUUGGCUAUGUAUACUUCACUGACUGGCAUCUUCAAACCUACAUAGGUCGUAUUGGAAUGGAUGGGUCAAACUUUUCUCGUAUUCUUAGCUUUGAUGAUAAGGUGAUAUGGCCAAAUGCCCUCACUUUUGACUAUUUUACUGACAGAAUUUAUUGGGCUGAUGCUCAUCUUGAUUACAUAGCAUAUGCAGAUCUCGAUGGUAAAAAUCGUCAUGAGAUCAUAAGUGGUGCUAAAGUGCCUCAUGUUUUUGCCAUCACUGUGUUCGAUGAUUAUAUGUACUGGACAGACUGGAAUUUGAAGGCAAUACUGAAAGCUAACAAGUUUACUGGUGAAGGCCUCCAGUUCCUGCGUAACACCACUCACCGACCAUAUGACAUACAUAUGUACCAUCCUCUACGUCAGCUACCAUAUGACAACCCUUGUGGUGAUAACAAUGGUGGCUGCUCGCAUUUAUGCCUACUCUCACCCACUGUAAAUGGAGUAUCAUACACCUGUGCUUGCCCAGACCAGUUCUACCUAGAGCGAAACAACAAAACUUGCAUUGCCAACUGCACUCGGGGACAGUACCGCUGUUCAGGAGCAGACGACAAGUGUAUUCCUAAAUACUGGAGGUGUGACGGUGAGAAGGACUGUGCUGAUGGAACUGAUGAGCCUCCAGGCAAUAUUUGUCCUAAGCGAAAUUGUAGACCAGGACAGUUUCAGUGUAAUGAUGGCCAUGGUUGUGCUGCGGCAACACAGCUUUGUGAUGGACAAAAUGACUGUAAUGAUGGGUCUGAUGAGAGCAACUGUCAGUUGGAAUGUACAGAAUUGGAAUUUAAGUGUAAGACCACAGGCAAAUGUAUCAACAUAGCCUGGAAGUGUGACGGGGACAAGGACUGCCGUGACGGCUCAGAUGAGGAUAAUUGCGAUAAUCGGCCAUGUGACAAAGAGACAGAGUUCCAGUGCAAGAAUGGCAAGUGCAUAUCCAAGCAAUGGUAUUGCGAUUUAGAUAAUGAUUGUGGUGAUCAUUCUGAUGAACCUGCUUUCCUCUGCCGACAAAAGAACUGCACCGAAGGAUGGAGAAGGUGUCCAGGUCGCACAAAUUACCGUUGUAUACCAGAAUGGCUGUUCUGUGAUGGCAAAGAUGAUUGUCGAGAUAAUACGGAUGAACUAGUUGAACAUUGCCCUAAGUGCCAUGAGAAUGGAGACUUCCAAUGUAAAAACAGACGCUGCAUCCCCAAGCGUUGGCUAUGUGACUUUGAGAACGACUGUGGUGAUAACUCUGAUGAGGAUGAAGAGCUUUGUCGUAGCCAGUAUCGUGAAUGCUCCGAGAGUGAAUUUCGUUGCAACAAUAACAAGUGUAUUCCAAACCGCUGGCGAUGUGAUCAUGAUAAUGAUUGUGGAGACAAAUCAGAUGAAGAGAAUUGUAAAGAACAUAAAUGCACAGAUAGCCAGUAUCAGUGUUCAUCUGGCCAUUGCAUCCAGAAGCACUUUAAAUGUGAUGGUGAACGCAAUUGUCAUGACUUGAGCGACGAGUUAGAUUGUCCUCCACGUUAUCCAGGAGAACGUUAUUGUCCAGAUGAGAAAUUCCAGUGUGAUAACCAUCUUUGUGUGGAGAUGCGAGAUCUUUGUGAUGGAAGCAAUGAUUGCUAUGAUAACUCUGACGAACGUGAAAGUCUUUGCAGCAAUUACACGUGCAACACAUUACGUCGUUUCCAGUGCAACAACCACAAAUGCAUCCCGUUGUAUCAAAAAUGUGAUGGUGUAGACAACUGUGGUGAUGGAUCAGAUGAAAACAACAUGACUAUUUGCUCCCAUCGACCCAGACCUUGCAUAUUUAAUGAGUAUCGCUGUGCCAAUCACAAGUGCAUUGCUCCUACCAAAGCCUGUGAUCAUGCUGAUGACUGUGGAGAUUCGUCUGAUGAACUUGGUUGCCAUACAGCUUCAAACUGCACAACUGGUGGAUGUGAACAGUCAUGCUUUAAUCUUAAAGAUGGUGGCUAUAUUUGUCAUUGUCAGCGAGGAUUCCGGAUUUCACCCAACAAUCCAAAAGUAUGCGAAGAUAUUGAUGAAUGUGCAGAGUUUAUACAUAAUUGUUCACAGUUGUGUACUAAUUUGAAUGGAACUCAUGCUUGUUCCUGUCGAGAAGGUUUUGAGCCAGAGAUAAAUGGCGUUUGCCGCUUAAAAGAAGGAGCUAUUACUCUUGUUUAUUCAGAUAGCCCAGAAAUUCGAGCUUUUAAUUUAACUUCUAAUAGAGCAAUGAAUGUUAUCAAAGGGGAUAGUAUUGAGUCUCUUGAUUAUGAACCUAAAUCUGGUAUUGUAUACUGGACAGAUUCAUAUGGUAAAACAAUCAAGCGAUCUUAUCUACCAGGGUCUCCUGAAAGAGCAAAUGUGACGAUGGGUUAUGCACAGAAUUUGGAAAUCAAAAGCCGAGCUAAACCCACAGGCCUUGCUAUUGACUGGGCAGCCAUGAAUCUGUACUGGAGUGAAACAGAUCGUACAGGCAAUAAGCCUCGUGGUGCAAUAUUGGUGGCUACAUUGGAUGGACGGUAUCGGCACUCAGUCAUUGCCACUGGCCUGGAAGAUCCUACCUCUGUAGUUGUUGAUCCUGAUCAUGGUUAUAUGUUCUGGACAGAUAUUGGCUCUAUACCAAAGAUUGAAACGUCUUGGAUGGAUGGCAGCAAAAGACGAAUUCUUGUAUCGGACUCUAUUAGCCAGCCCACAGGACUUGCAAUUGAUUUUGCCAUGGAACACACACUGUAUUGGGUUGACGCCAAACUUAAUAAAAUUGAAAUGAUGCGUGAAGAUGGUUCUAGAAGAACUCUUGUUGCUACAGGAAACCACUUGAGACAUCCUCUGUCCUUAGAUGUGUUCGAGUCCAGUAUAUACUGGGUUACACGUGAUUCAGGAGAAAUCUAUAGCAUGGAUAAGUUUGGACGGGGAGUUCCAGUAAAGCUUCCAGGAGAGUAUGCUAACCCAUCUAGCAUAAAAGUUUUUGCAGACAAGAGAUACAAUACAAGCAUGAUUAGUAUAUGUCAGAGAGACACUCCAUGCAGCCAUCUGUGUCUUAUUAUUCCUGGAGGUUAUAAAUGUGCUUGUCCUGACAACAAAGGAGUAAAGAACACCUAUCCCAAUUGUGAUGCUCCACAUGAGCCUAUGAAAGCAAAACCCCUAGGUUGUGGGUGUUUCAAUGGAGGCAUCUGUGUCCUGAACAGUUCUAACGUUCUUCGUUGUGAGUGCCGUGAGGGCUACUCUGGAGAACUUUGUGAGACCUAUGUGGCACGCAGUUUUAUUCCACGGCAGCCUUGGUCACCCGCCACUGUGAUUGUACCCAUAGUUCUUAUCAUCCUAGUGUUAGGCGUUCUUGCAGCUCUUUAUGUCUUCUUUAAUCGUCGCCACAUAACACUGAAAGGCCGUGGUCUUCCUGGUUCUAGUGUCGUGUUCAGACAGGGAACAAAUGUCGAGAUAGGACCACCUUCAUUCAUGGCACCUCCAGACGGAGCUAAUGGGGUGCCUAUAGAGGGAGAUGUUAAUCUUGGUGAAAUUGCUGCAAAGAAUCAUAACUUCAGCAAUCCUAUGUAUGAUGCCAUGGGAUCCAUGGAGGGAGCUGCAACAGAACAGACAAAUACAAAAGGUCUUUAUGAAGUGCCCUUAGAUACCAGUAAGACUAAGGGUUACAGCAUGGAGGCACAGGAGACCAGUAAUGGGUCAACACAACCUCCACCCCUAGCUGUUCUCUCUCCAUCAGCCAUGAUGCAAAAAACUUCACCUAAUAUACAAAUUCGUAAAAAAGAGCUAAGUCCUUCUAGUAAUGACACUGGCAAGGACACUCAAAAGCUGGUGGUGGAGGAUGAUAACUCUGAAUGUUAAGACUAUAUUGAAAUUUGCGUUAUACGCAGAAACUAUUAACUGAUUCAGCGCUGCCACUACCUGUGCUAAGGGAUGCCGUCCCAAAUGCAAACCAGAUCAUGAUAAUUUUAUUUUAAUCGAAAGUCAGAUAAUGAUAUAAGGCUGUUGCGUACUGAUGUGUAAGUUUGAGAUUAUUCAGUGUAUUGAUACAUUUGUGAAAUUUUGUAAUGUACAAUUUUUAAGCAAGGUUAAAUUUGUUACUGUAACUAAAAUGUUUUUGGUGCUUAGUGUAUGAAAUGACUUAAGAGUGGAAGUAAUUUCAUCAUGUGAAGAUAUGAUGUUUAUAUUAGAUACGAGUUCUUUAGAACUCGUGAAAUAAUUUUUUAAAUAUACAAUGUAGUAAAUGCAUUGGUUGGAUAUACAUAGUAAGAUGUAAAUUGCUCUAUUUUUACACAAGCAUAUAGACUGUUUGUAUAUUUUCAUCUUUGUAGAACCAAGAUUUUUAUUUUAGUUAAUUUAGGGCCAAGGGUCUUAAACUUACAAAUGGUCCUGAUUUUACCAUAGUUAUACAUUUUCCUCCUAUUUAUCUCAUUGCUAACACUUCCUUGUUUUAGAGGCAUUGAAUGAAUUUAGAUUUCAUAUAUGAAGUGACAUAUGUCUUUUAUAUUGAAGCCAAGCCGUCCACAUUAAAUAUUAUGACACAUUCCAUGUGGUAGAGUAUCAAUGAUGUACUUAUUUGAAGUGACUAUGUACAAUAAAUAUUUUGUUAAGUAUGGGUUAGUGAAUCCUACCAAAUGAGCUGACCACUGGUAAGAGCCUUGUAGAUGACUGUGUUUGGUUGAUUCUCGAAGAAUUUUAAAAUGAAGAAAUAAAUAUAUUUUAAAAUUUUAGGUACCCACCUAUUGUCCUUGAGAUAACUUGAGGGCUUUAUAUAUAUAUAUACAUAUAUAUAUAUAUAUACACAUAUAUAUAUUGCAGAGGCACCACUGCUUUUACCAAUGGAAUUCUUCCUAUGGACAUUUUAUUGUAAAUAAUGGUGUGUAAAUACUGAAGACUUAUUUGAUUUAUUCCAUUUUGCUGUGAGUGGAGAGUCUAUUGUAGAUCAUUUACUCAAUCACAUUUGACGUUAUUGAAAUGUCACAAAUGUGUAUUACUUGACCCAUCAUAAGGAGUCCUAUCCUAACUACAUUUCUGAUGAGGUUGUAUUAUGUUGAUUUGUUUCCAUUGUUAUAGGCAGUGCAAUAAUUAAUAAUGUUAAUGUUAACAUAAAAUUUGUUAUUUUCCUUACUAGGGGGUGGGAGGGCUAGAAAUUUGAUAUGUAAUCAACAAAAAAUUGUACUGUAUAUCAAAUAAAAUAAAAGUUUAAAUACAAAUUUCA